GUAAAAACUUUAUGAAAAGCAGGUCUCUUUCUGGGUUGGUGAAUACCAUUGUAUUCCUGUGUUGUUUUCUCCUGUAGUAUAGCUCAGUGACAUGGAUGGCCCAUCAUCUGUUUGAAGGUAAGGAGCAUGCUGCCUCCUACUGGAAAUACAGAGUCUCAGCUCAUUGAAGAGGUCAUGUUCUUCCUGAAGAGAAAGGGGCAUGCAGCCCUUUGACCUGGCAGUAGAUGUAGGGUGUGGGUCGCGUCAGGGCACCUUGCUCCUGGCCUCCUCACUUCUCCUCGGUGUUGGGGACCGACGUGAGCCCUGCCUAGCUGGAGGUGGCCCAGGAGCAUGCAACCGUCACUAACAUCUCCUAAAGAUCCUAGUAAAGGAGCAGAUCAGUCUCUGUGUCUGUGUCUCUGUGUCUCUGCUGAGUCACUGCAAGCUGGAAGGAGCACUAGGCUAGCGGAGCAGACGACAGCAGAGCACCAUGACCCACCGGCUGUUUGAGGAGAAACACCAUGCCUCCAUCUACCAGAGGUACCGCUUUGUACCCCCAGAGGAGAUCAGAGACAUCAUCCUGCAGUACCUGGAAAGGAAGAAAGUCCAGCCUCAUGCUCUAGCUGUGGACCUGGGCUGUGGGACGGGGCAGAACUCACGCUUGAUGGCCCCACACUUCCAGGAGGUGGUGGGCAUCGACAUUAGCGAGUGCCAACUGGAGGAGGCCAGGGCAGUGGCAGGGUUCAACAACAUCACCUACAGAAAAGGCACUGCAGAGGAGCUGCCGUUUCCGGAUGGUUCUGUGGACCUACUGACUGCAGCCUCAGCGGCCCAUUGGUUUGACCAGCAGCGGUUCCUCUUGGAGGCAGGCCGGGUCCUGAAGCCUUGCGGCUGCAUGGCUCUGCUUGGCUUUGCUGAUAACUUCAGACUCCAUUACGGCUCAUGUGGGGACAGACUCACUGACAUCUAUGAGGAGUUCAAGAAGGUGCUGUUACCAUACACCAGCACAAAGGUAGCAGUGGCCAACACCAAACUACAGGAGCUUUACGCUGCUAUCCCCUUCCCUGACAAAGAGAGGAUUGAGUGUAUCCCACUGAAGCAGCAGAUCUCAGUGAGGAACAUAGUGGGCUUCAUGGAGUCCUUCUCCAUGUACCAGGCCUUCCAGAGGGCCGAGCCUGAUGCUGCCACCGCACUGCGGCAGAGAACACUCGACAGGUUUCUGAAGGAGAUGGGAGUCACAUCACCAGACACACUCAUGGAAGUGACGCUGGAGUAUUUCUGUGUUCUGGCAUCUAAACCGGAGUGAACAGUCUUUAUAGUGUGAAUGUGUUUGUAUGUAGACAGGUGUGUCUUAAGUUUGUGUUUAGGCUUAUGUGAAUCAUGUUCAAGCUGUAUUAGAAAUAUUAUUCUGUUCACAUAAGAUUUCAUUGAAGUCCCUUUGGUUUUGUCUGCUCUUUUCUAUUAUACAUUGUAAUGUAGAGUAAACUAUUCACCUUAGUCACAUCAUUACCAAAAUGGUUGCCACCUUUAGUAUCUUCCUUGCCUGAGAUUUACAAUAAAAUGUCUGCAGACACAA
Salmo salar (Atlantic salmon) is the source of this 1555-nucleotide messenger RNA. The record is from RefSeq and is a predicted model, not a curated record. NCBI's taxonomy places the organism in Eukaryota, Metazoa, Chordata, Actinopteri, Salmoniformes, Salmonidae.